Molecule: messenger RNA, 423 nt
Organism: Asparagus officinalis (garden asparagus)
Lineage: Eukaryota; Viridiplantae; Streptophyta; Magnoliopsida; Asparagales; Asparagaceae
Exons: 1
Coding region: 1-423 (140 amino acids)
Source: RefSeq, a predicted model, not a curated record
AUGUUCUCACUGAAGAUAAGCCAGAAGAGCCUGAUGAGUCAUCAAGUCGAUCUGAAAAGAAAUCUCAUGCUAAGUGGGUCAAAAGCCAACAAGCUUGCAAUGCUGAUCAUUAGAGCAUCGGUGGACCAGACUAUUCGUGGAGGGAUUCCGACUUGUGAAACUGCUAAGGAGUUGCUUGAGACCAUCAAGAAGCAGUUUGAGGGAUCCGUUAGAGCGAGACAGUACAAUUAUCUGAUCAAACUCAUUAAUCUGAAAUAUGAUGAUGUUCGGCAGCACAUUUUGAAGGUCUCUCAGUUGAUCAUUCGUCUCAGGGAGUUAGCACUUCAGUUAGAGGAUGAUCUGAUGGUUCAUUUUGUAGUCGCUUCUCUACCAAGCAAAUUUAACACUUUUAAGGUGAACUACAGUUCUCAAGGCAGGAAAUAG